This is a messenger RNA of Dinoponera quadriceps, 1014 nucleotides long. Its product is annotated as mediator of RNA polymerase II transcription subunit 29. Lineage: Eukaryota; Metazoa; Arthropoda; Insecta; Hymenoptera; Formicidae. Gene Ontology annotation, biological process: regulation of transcription by RNA polymerase II. Gene Ontology annotation, molecular function: transcription coregulator activity; transcription factor binding. The record is from RefSeq and is a predicted model, not a curated record. Gene Ontology annotation, cellular component: mediator complex. The transcript is spliced from 3 exons. The coding region runs from base 188 to 814 and encodes 208 amino acids.
UUAUCAUCGGAUAUCUAUGAACGAAACAUUUGUAUUAUCUUUUAGCUAUAGAUCUGAAAUUCUAAAUUAAUUUUAACAUCAUACGAAACAAAAAAUAUCGAAAAGUUCCGUAUAAGCUAGGCUUGAGUGACAAUUUACAUUGGAAGUAAGCUGCAACAAAUAAGGGCGUCUACAUUGGAAGGUUACAAUGAACAUCCCACCGAUUCAGCAAUCAGGAGCUAUCGGAGUAGGUCAGAUGGCGCAGUCAGUGAAUACUCAAUUGCCUCAGAAUCAGCAGCAGGCGUCACAGACACAGCAGCAACAAGUGCAGCAGCAGCAGCAACAACAACAGCAGCAGCAACAACAACAACAGCAGCAGCAGCAGCAACAACAACAGCAACAGACACAAGAAAAGUUGGACAAUAUUUCUAAAGUAAAAUCUCUAGUAGGACCUUUGAGAGAAUCCUUAGCCAUAGCUCUUAAAACUGCAGCACAAACGCUGCAUCAGAACAGUCUGGUGGAUGUAGGAUCCAUGAAGGGAAUAGAUCAACCCGAUCAUCGCUUCAACAAAAAUAUGGAGGAAUUCUAUUCGAUUUGUGAUCAGAUAGAGCUACAUCUGAAGACCUCCGUGGAAUGUUUGUCUCAGAAUUCAAGUUCAGUACGGUAUCUACCGAUGUCUGUUAUACCGACACGGACCGACUCGGUCAGUGCUCCGGAAGGGCCUGCUCUGACAUAUCCACAAUUCUUGAUGACUGUGCGUGCGCAGGUGGCGUAUGCACGUGAAAUUCACGACACUCUCGUAACUCACGCUCAUGCGAUGGCAUCCGGCGAGUGAAAUUGGACUGCGAAGAAUGUUUUUCUUCAAUAAGAUAAUAUGCUAAUAGAUGUUUUGCUUCCACAGUAAGUGCGCUAUAAUUUUUUAUUGUCCUUAAUGAUGUUUAUGUUAACAAGGCUGUUAGAAAUACCUUACAUAAUAUGUAUUCUCUGUGAUAUAGAACUGUAAAGAAUAUUGAAUAAAAAUAUGCAUAAUCGAUA